UUUCAUUUCUUUUCCUUUUCCUAUCGGGUGGACUUCAAUUUCACCUCGCAAGGACCUCUGCUCUGCUCACCUCCCUUUCCUUUCCUGUCCUCGCAGUCUCAAUCGGAUCCGUUUCUCACACAUAAAGGAAGUCUCUGAGCAAGGAUUCAAGGUUCGACGCCCGUCCUUGAAUACCUCAAUUAGCUGCUGCGAAGAAGGAAAGCUCAGAUUUGAUACAAGAGGGGAAGCCAUGGAUGCUAAUUCUUGGGCAGCUCGUCUCGCUUCUGCAUCUAGGCGGUAUCACUCUGCUCUGCGGUCGCGAUCGGGAAUGAAAUGGGAUGAGUUCAGUGCUGAACAGAUGAUGAGGUUUGAUGAAAUUCAGGUGGAUGAUGAUAUGAGGGAGGAAUAUCAGUGCCCUUUUUGUUCGGGUUAUUUUGACUUUGUGGGACUAUCUUGCCACAUUGAAGAUGAGCAUCCUGCUGAGGCCUCGGAAGGGGAGUGUCCCAUUUGUGAGAUUAGGGUGGGUGAAGACAUGGUUCCUCACAUAACCAUGCAGCAUGGGAAUAUCUUUAAGGUGCAGUGCAAGAGAAAACCUCGAAAACCUAGUUCCAAUUCCACACUUUCUUUGUUGAGGGGGGAACUGAGAGAAGGGAACUUCCAGUCCUAUCUGGGAGGGUCCUCUUGCAUAGCUUCAUCAAGAGACGGAUCCCGAGCCCGCGUCCUAUCAAGUGAUUUUUUCCCAUCUGUUGAAGAUUAUGAAAACAAGUCGUUGCGCCCUUCUGCUGAUCCAACAUCCAUCAAGAAAAGUACAAUCAAUGGCAUUUCAGAAAGGAAAGCACGACUGGCACCCAUGUCCAUCAAAGACCAGGAAGAGAAAACAAAGCAAAGCAACUUUGUUCAAGGAUUGCUGCUGUCAAUGAUCCUUGAGGAUUGACUAGAUAAACUCGAUGCCUCUGGGCUUCCUGCCUUUAGGCGAGUGAUGAACAGGUGGGGGGGAUAGACGGACAAUUGGCCCUGAAUGGAAAGGGUAGGGAGGUGAAGUGAAAAGCUAGGUUUGUAUGAAAUGAAUGAAUGAAUGUAAGAAGGAUUGGUGGUUUGUAGGUUGAAGAAGAAGAUUGAUACUUUAUUUAAGUAUCUUGUUUGCAGUUUUUAUUAUGCUUUGUCUGCUGAAGGAAAUGAUAUAUAUAUACUUAUAUAUAUAGAUAUAUACUUCUUGCAUAUUGUUUCA
This is a messenger RNA of Andrographis paniculata, 1207 nucleotides long. RefSeq names its product protein DEHYDRATION-INDUCED 19 homolog 3-like. Lineage: Eukaryota; Viridiplantae; Streptophyta; Magnoliopsida; Lamiales; Acanthaceae. Bases 230 to 913 code for a protein of 227 amino acids. The transcript is spliced from 5 exons. The record is from RefSeq and is a predicted model, not a curated record.